GACUUCCUUCCUCUCCGGGCAAGAUGGCGGGGGGUGAGGCUGGUGUGACUUUAGGGCAGCCGCACCUUUCUCGGCAAGAUCUCGCCACUUUGGAUGUUACCAAGUUGACGCCACUUUCGCAUGAAGUUAUCAGCAGACAAGCCACAAUUAACAUAGGUACAAUUGGUCACGUAGCUCAUGGGAAAUCUACGGUUGUUAAAGCUAUUUCUGGAGUUCACACUGUCAGGUUCAAAAAUGAACUAGAAAGAAAUAUUACAAUCAAACUUGGCUAUGCUAAUGCUAAGAUUUAUAAACUUGAUGACCCAAGUUGUCCUCGGCCAGAAUGUUACAGAUCCUGUGGAAGUAGUACACCUGAUGAAUUUCCUACAGACAUUCCAGGAACCAAAGGGAACUUCAAAUUAGUCAGACAUGUUUCCUUUGUUGACUGUCCGGGCCACGAUAUUUUGAUGGCUACUAUGCUGAACGGUGCUGCAGUGAUGGAUGCAGCUCUUCUGCUAAUAGCUGGUAAUGAGUCUUGUCCUCAACCUCAGACUUCUGAACACCUGGCUGCUAUAGAAAUCAUGAAACUGAAGCAUAUUUUGAUUCUACAAAAUAAAAUUGAUUUGGUAAAAGAAAGCCAGGCUAAAGAACAGUAUGACCAGAUCCUUGCAUUUGUACAAGGUACCGUAGCAGAAGGAGCUCCUAUUAUUCCAAUUUCUGCUCAGCUAAAAUACAAUAUUGAAGUUGUCUGUGAGUACAUAGUAAAGAAAAUUCCAGUACCCCCAAGAGACUUUACUUCAGAACCCCGACUUAUUGUCAUUAGGUCUUUUGAUGUCAACAAGCCUGGCUGUGAAGUUGAUGACCUUAAGGGGGGCGUGGCUGGUGGUAGUAUUCUAAAAGGAGUAUUAAAGGUGGGCCAGGAGAUAGAGGUCAGACCUGGUAUUGUUUCCAAAGAUAGUGAAGGAAAACUCAUGUGUAAACCAAUCUUUUCCAAAAUUGUGUCGCUUUUCGCAGAGCAUAAUGAUCUUCAGUAUGCUGCUCCAGGAGGGCUUAUUGGAGUUGGAACAAAAAUUGACCCCACUUUGUGCCGGGCUGACAGAAUGGUGGGGCAGGUACUUGGUGCGGUUGGAGCUUUACCUGAGAUCUUCACAGAAUUGGAAAUUUCCUAUUUCCUGCUUAGACGGCUUCUAGGUGUGCGCACUGAAGGAGACAAGAAAGCAGCAAAGGUGCAAAAGCUGUCUAAGAAUGAAGUGCUUAUGGUGAACAUAGGAUCCCUGUCAACAGGAGGAAGAGUUAGUGCUGUCAAGGCUGAUUUGGGCAAAAUUGUUUUGACUAAUCCUGUGUGCACAGAAGUAGGAGAAAAAAUUGCCCUUAGCCGAAGAGUUGAGAAACACUGGCGUUUGAUUGGUUGGGGUCAAAUAAGAAGAGGAGUGACAAUCAAGCCAACAGUAGAUGAUGACUGAAGAAUUAAAUAAUACAUUUGGAUGAAGUUGGAAUUUCUCUUAACAACCUAGGGGUAUAUUUUCAAAGCAAUAGUGAGGAGUUAAUUUCACAGCUUAUUACCUUAGUAGUAGCUGUAAGGUUAUUCUCAUUUUUCGGUGAUGAAAAUUUAACCUCUAGUACUAAAAUAAAUGGGGUCUACAAUAAAUGUAAAAAUUGGCAUAAUGUUGGAUUGAGUCUACAUUUUACCAGAAAUUAAUCACUCCCAAAUAAUGUCUAAUUUAUAUAUCAGUGCAGGUUUAAAAUGAAACUGUUUGCUACAGCCCACCUUUGCUGUAGUACACAUACCACUGAACCUGUUUGAAAUAAAGUUUUUCUUCAUCA
Camelus dromedarius (Arabian camel) is the source of this 1803-nucleotide messenger RNA. It is a transcript of the gene EIF2S3, whose product is annotated as eukaryotic translation initiation factor 2 subunit gamma. The transcript is spliced from 12 exons. The record is from RefSeq and is a predicted model, not a curated record. Gene Ontology annotation, cellular component: eukaryotic translation initiation factor 2 complex; cytosol. Gene Ontology annotation, molecular function: GTPase activity; tRNA binding; translation initiation factor activity. NCBI's taxonomy places the organism in Eukaryota, Metazoa, Chordata, Mammalia, Artiodactyla, Camelidae. Bases 24 to 1442 code for a protein of 472 amino acids. Gene Ontology annotation, biological process: formation of translation preinitiation complex.